Molecule: messenger RNA, 2252 nt
Organism: Peromyscus leucopus (white-footed mouse)
Lineage: Eukaryota; Metazoa; Chordata; Mammalia; Rodentia; Cricetidae
Gene: Nrsn1
Product: neurensin 1
Exons: 4
Coding region: 272-859 (195 amino acids)
Biological process (GO): nervous system development
Cellular component (GO): neuronal cell body; neuron projection; transport vesicle
Source: RefSeq, a predicted model, not a curated record
CCGGCCCCUACUCGCGGAUGCGCGCGUCUGGGCUGCGCGGGCACGUGGGCCGCCGGCUGUCAAUCACGCGCAGCUGAGCUUGGAGAGGCGGGAGUGGCGACGCCGGUGGCGGCGGCGGUGGCGAUGGGACCCCGGCGAGAGAUCUGCGGCUAGGUCGGCUGCACUUGCUCCACGGGUCGGGGAUUGGAGGAACAGAAUUGAAGGAUGAAAUUUUAAAAGAAAAGUGAAAGAAUAAACAGGCAGAGGACAAGGAGAACAUUGAGCUGGGAAGAUGACUUCUUGCAGCAACACCUGUGGGUCCAAGCAAGCCCAGGCUGACCCCGAGGGUGGGUACCAGCGCUAUGGAGUUCGGUCCUACCUGCAUCAGUUUUACGAGGACUGCACUGCCUCCAUCUGGGAGUAUGAGGAUGAUUUCCAGAUCCAGAGAUCGCCUAACAGGUGGAGCUCAGUAUUCUGGAAGGUCGGACUCAUCUCAGGCACUGUCUUUGUGAUUCUCGGACUAACCGUCCUGGCAGUGGGCUUUCUUGUGCCCCCCAAAAUUGAAGCUUUUGGUGAAGCUGAUUUCAUGGUGGUCGACACACAUGCCAUGCAGUUCAACGGUGCCCUGGACACGUGCAAGCUGGCGGGGGCUGUGCUCUUCUGCAUUGGGGGCAUAUCCAUGGCAGGGUGCCUGCUGAUGUCCAUGUUUGCCAAGAGCUAUUCCAAAGAAGAAAAGUUCCUUCAACAGAAGUUUAAAGAGCGCAUCGCAGACAUUAAAGCCCAUUCCCAGCCCAUCACUAAAGCUCCAGGCCCAGGAGACACCAAGAUCCCAGUCACUUUGUCCAGAGUUCAGAAUGUGCAGCCUCUAUCAGCCACUUGAAACAUCUGCCACCUCAGGCCACCCCUCUCUGAUUCACAUGCAUCGUCAUUUAAAAAUAAUAAUAAUAAUAUAAAAAAAGGUAGCCAGUUUUUGAAGUGACAUGCAUUUGGCAGUGACCUAUCCCGAGAGCCAUGUGGGGCUGGACACAGGGUCACGCAGGCUUAGUUCAAGUGACAGUGAAGGUUAUGUGUCAGUCUGCACCCGCUUCCGAUUGGUUCCCCCAGCCUCUCUGGAGCUAAUUUCUCUGGUCUCUCUACAUUGUGCUAUUUCCUGUGUUAGUUGAAAGCACUGAGCAGAAUAGGCCAGCCCACUAGUCAUCAACGUGAUCUACUUCAUCUUCUAAUUGGUUUUUCUGAUCCUCCCAGGUAGUGCUGUCUUCCAAGCCUAUCUCUGUGUAUGGAUUAUCAUCAUGUGUUCAUAGAAAUGCAGUUUCCUGAUUUUGAUCCAGAUGUUAGACUUUUAACUCUAUCUUAGCAUAAAAGUCUUAAGAAUGAAUAGAAAUUUAUCAGUGUUCUAGGUAAAUCGUUGUGUUUUCUCCAGAUUUUUUUUUCACUUAAAGAGGUAAAAUUGCCAAUUUGGGAAUCUUGGUAAAACCAGCAACAAUAAUAAUAUUAGAAGUAUAUAUUUAUGCAGUAUCUGACAGCAUUAACAGCUGGGAAGCUUGACUUCCUGCCAUUAACUUUGCCGAAAUAAAUAAAUAAAUAAAUAAAUAAAUAAAUAAAUAAAUAAAUAAAUAAAUAAAUAUCCUCCAGUCCUUAGUUCCCCCAACUUACAUACGAGGCUUUAAGAACAUUCCCUGCUCAAGUAUAUGGAAUUUUUUUUUUCAGCCAUGUGUCACCAAGUCUCUUUCCUGUGGAUAUUUGUGAUGGUCUUGUGUUGAGGUUAUUUUUCAGAAAUGGACUCCUGGAGUCUCCGACUCUGCAGACUUUAUAGUAUUUACCUUAAAUAUCCAACCCAUGAGGCUGGAUGAUGCUGCCUUGCAUUCAUAGAGACGAGUAAGCUAGCCUUAAAUAACAAGCCCUAGGCUGGUGUUAACCUUAAAAAGGGUUUUCAUCCUCAAAUUGGAGAAACUGAGCCCCAAAUCCCAUGGUCUCCAACACAUGCCCCUUGUCCCUCGCAUUUCCAUUUAAUCUGCAAAUGUAGAUUAGACCGAGGAAAGGGAAAGGUAUGACUGUCAUUCUCUCAGCUGUGAUCCUUACAGCUUUGUCGUUAUAUGUGUACAUAUUCUUCCUUUAAAGGGUAAACCAAACAUGGGAAUGGGCCGGACCAGAACCACACUGUCAUCCACCCAACAUGGCUCUUUCUUUCCAACAUGUAAUUUUCCAUUCUGAGACUGAAUAAGCCCUGAUGUUUCCCUAACUAAAUGGAGGAAUAAACGAAGCAAUUAGUGGUC